AUGGACGCCUCAACAUGGCGACACCCUGUACAAGUCAUUCAGAUUUAUCUGCCCUUGAUUCAACAGUGGGUCAGUUAGAGUUAAUUGCCCUUGAUUCAGAAGUUGAUCAGUUGGAGUUACCUUCGCCUGCUGUCACGGUCACAAUACAUUCAGUAAUGUUUCAAGUUUGAACUUCCGGGAAAUGGAUGUGACGUCAUGGCUACUCUGGGUCGCUACACUGUCCACGCUGCCCAACAUGGCCGCCGGAUAUUACGCAACGAGCCUCGACCUUGACUUUCUGUGUUCCCCACCAGCCGGUUCCCUUUACGUGAGGGAUGUUCCCUGGGAUUGUUCCAGCUACGUCAUUUGUUCCAGCGGCAGGGCCAUCCCCACGGCGUGUCCCAGAGGUCUACUAUAUGCCAACGCCAGCAGAAACAGCAGGUGUGUCGCCGCACAGGUGGCGGACAGCAGCAGGUGUCACGGUCAGGUCUGGGAUUACAUCCGCGCCAUCUGCCACCACAACCCCACCGCCACCGUGCCCUACGCUGAGCGCUGCAGCCAGUACAUGGACUGUGGGGUGGAGCCCGGGGGUCACCAGUUCAUGGACUACCUCCUCGAGUGCCCCUACCCCUCCUUGUAUUCCACGCAGACCGGAAGUUGCCAGAAUUAUCAUUACGUGACAUGCGCAGAGAGGGAGGAGCCAAAAGCACCAUGCGAAUACCUGCAAUACCUGCAGCUGUACAACUGCUCCAGCCCCCACUGCUGGGAGUGUGGACGUCAUCACCCUAGCUGCGUCGGACUGCCCAACGGACGUCACCGGGUGACGUCACGAGAUGACGUCAUCAUGGAGUGCGACACGGAGCGGACGUUGAACAUCCUGACCGUACCAGCAGCCACGCUCGAGUCCAACGCUCCACUGCAAGCCGGGAUCUCUGUCAUUUAAUUUCAACAAAUUUAACAUUCUUUUAUUUAUGAACCUUUACAUUUCGUUACCAUGAAACUUUA
Messenger RNA from Physella acuta, 984 nucleotides. RefSeq lists its product as uncharacterized. Gene Ontology annotation, cellular component: extracellular region. NCBI's taxonomy places the organism in Eukaryota, Metazoa, Mollusca, Gastropoda, Physidae. The record is from RefSeq and is a predicted model, not a curated record. Gene Ontology annotation, molecular function: chitin binding.